Molecule: messenger RNA, 4109 nt
Organism: Phymastichus coffea
Lineage: Eukaryota; Metazoa; Arthropoda; Insecta; Hymenoptera; Eulophidae
Gene: EMC1
Product: ER membrane protein complex subunit 1
Exons: 15
Coding region: 28-2847 (939 amino acids)
Biological process (GO): protein folding in endoplasmic reticulum
Cellular component (GO): EMC complex
Molecular function (GO): protein binding
Source: RefSeq, a predicted model, not a curated record
UUAGGCUAAGUUUAAGUCAUCCUAUUGAUGCUCCACUUCAUCAUUAUGACUACACCGCUUUUUAGCAUGAAUUUUCAUCUAAAUUCCAACCGAUUAUUUACUAAUUCGCAAUUGCUACAAUGCUUCAUUGUUUUGUUCAGUCUCUUCAAUCUGUCGCUCUGCCUUUACGAGGAUCAAGUAGGAAAAUUCGACUGGAGACAAAAUUAUGUCGGAAAAAUAAAGUUUGCUAGUUUUGAUACGGUUUCAAUGGCUAAAAAAGUAGUUGUUGCAACUGAAGAAAAUGUUAUUGCAGCUUUAAAUGUUAAAACAGGACAAAUAUUAUGGAGGAGAGUGCUAGAAAAAGGAUGUGCUGGUCGCAUACAAGCAUUUAGUAAUGUUGUAAGUGGAGAAUUGAUUUCAGUGAAUGGUGGUGUCCCAGCUAUAGUCCGUUAUUGGAAUUUAGCUACUGGGCAUAUAAUAAAUGAAUGGACAUUAGCAGAACAAAAUCCAGAUAGGAUUGAAGAUGUUAAAUGGCACAUCAAGGAUGGAACCUUACAUCACAUUCUACCAAUUUAUAAUAGUGGUAUUGAGGUGACCUCAUAUGAUAGUAAAACUGGAGAAAAAUUGAAAAAUAGGAAAAUUUCUGCACCUUUCAUAUCUCAAGAAACCGAGUGUAUUUUAGCAGCAUCAAAUUAUGUUUGUUUGAAAGGUGACGGCAAUUUAGCACUAUUGUUUUAUAUCAAUAUAUUUGAGCCUAAAUCGGAGCCUCAGUCAAUAACAAUUAACACUAUAUUUGGCGCCGGUGCUCAAGGACCUUACAAGAUUACACUACUUCCAGGAAAUAUACCUGCAAUAUCUAUUAGUGCAGACAGUAAUAAUAGAAAGCGCGUGGUAUUAUUUGAGAAAAGCCCUGAAAUUAUUCCACGUGAUAUAGAUGGAGAGAACUUUUUGUACGUUACUAAUUUAGAUAGCAAAAAAAUAGUAUUAGAGUCAUCAUAUCAAAAUGAGAUUACAACAAUUACCACAACUGAACUUAGCGUGAAUGAAGCUCAAUCUGAAAAAUUAGCAUAUUUAAUGCAUAGUUCACUAUUUAAACCUGCAAUCGUCGCGGCCGAUUGUUCUUAUCAGUCACAAGCGUCGAAAAGAAAAACGUGUAGAUUGUUACUCUCCUCUGAGGACAAUACUGUCAGUUUAGUUCAACAAGAUAUUAUCUGGACUAGAGAGGAAGCUCUUGCAAAUAUUGUGGCCGUUGAAAUUGUUGAGUUGCCAAUGUCAGAUCGUGAUCAAGCCAUCGAAACGGAAUUUGACAUCAAAGAAAGUCAUGAUGUUGAUAGUUCAUGGGAUAUAUUUGGCAUGUUGAUUCGACGACUAAGCUCUCAAGCAAAUCAAAUAAAAGUUUUCAUGCAAGGAGCUUUGGGCUUUGAACCGCAGCAAUCAAAUCAACGAGCCGAUUUGGUUCGUGAUAAAUUUGGUUUGCAUAAAAUGAUUGUAGCUGUUACAUCGUCUGGGAAGCUGUACGGAAUAGAGUCAAAAAAAGGUGAAAUAAUUUGGCAAUCACGAGUCAAUAAAAUCGGAGGAUUAUCUCAGGAUUCCAAUAAGAUAGUUCUGUAUGUUCAACGUGGAAGUAGACACUUUCCGCAUCCACCUCAGUGCGCACUGCUUGCAACAGAUGACACCACUGGCAAUGGAAUAAUAUACACCUUCAACGCAAUAAAUGGACAGCCAUUGGAUAGACUGACAAAGUUGAAUUACCGAAUCAAGCAGUCAAUUUUGUUACAUGCGUUAACCGAUACUUUUCUGCGUGGUAUAGUUAUUCUGGAUGAGCACGAUCGAGCACAUGUCUUUCCAGAAAGUGCAAGCGCUGUUGCAACUUCUGCUGGACGUAAUACUUACAUCUUUACUGCCGACAGGAAGACUGGUGUAUUGUCCGGAUAUUCGCUUGCUUAUAGCAACUCGCAGAAUCUAGUUGCUCACAAGGUAUGGGAGUUAGUUUUCUCACCAAAGACACAACGGAUAACGCAUGUCGCCUCAAAAAAUCCAAUCGAACGUGUUCACUCGCAGGGUCGAGUGUUGAGUGAUCGGUCAGUUUUAUAUAAAUAUAUCAAUCCAAAUCUGGUUGCUGUUGUGACUAAAGGAAUAGGUGAUGCUUAUAAAAAUACUCUCAAUUUGUACCUUCUUGAUGUCGUAUCUGGAUCAAUGAUUUUCUCAAUCGUACAUAAGAGAACCAAGGGACCAGUACAUAUUGUUCAUUCCGAAAACUGGGUUGUUUACAGUUACUUUAACGAUAAAAGUCGAAGAACGGAAAUAGCUACGUUAGAAUUGUAUGAGGGAAAAACUCAAAGCAAUACUACAACUUUCUCAUCAUUAACUAAUACAAAGUUGCCAAUUGUGGAGAGGCAAGCUUUUAUAUUUCCCUCGUCAAUUGAUUCAAUGCAAGAAACGAUUACAGAGAAAGGAAUUACUAGCAAACACAUCUUAGUUGCUUUAGCAAAUGGCGGAGUGUUGGAAUUACCCUGGAUAUUAGUAGAUCCAAGAAGGCCAGUGAAUCCUGAAAUGAGGGAAGAAGGAGUUAUUCCAUACAUGCCCGAAUUACCGAUACAUAUGGAUGGCAUUAUAAAUUACAAUCAAAGUAUUUCUAGGGUAUCUGGAAUUCACACUAGUCCUAGUGGUCUUGAAAGCACAUGUUUAGUAUUUGUUCACGGCCUCGAUUUAUUUUACACCAGAGUAGCUCCAUCAAAGACUUUCGAUGUACUGAAAGAAGACUUUGAUUAUUAUUUGAUUGUCAUAGUGCUAGCGGCUCUAUUGAUAUCAUCGUAUGUAACAAAGAAGUUAGCAUCACAGAAAGUACAAAAGCAGGCAUGGAAGUGAUAGCGCGAAAAUACUAUCCACCAAGCAUUUAAAGUAUGCCUUAUUUCAAUAAGUGACUUUUGAUAACGGCAGCUAUAAUCAAUGCGGUGUUGAAGCACCUUAUACCGUAACAUAAUUUUUUGGCGGUUUUCAAUGUAAAUCACGUAAAGUCACAUGUACACAUUUGAAUAUCCGAACACCUUUAUGGAUAUGCUCAAUCCAAUGAUUUUUUAGUAGUUAUAUUGCUAUAGCGACAUUUCGUAUUAUUCAGAGACCUCAAAACUAAGUAUGAAUGUUGAAUGAAAACGGCACUUAUUAUUAGUACAUUUUUAUUAGUGAGAGCAGGUGCAACACCUAUUUAUAAGGUUACGUGUAUUAGGUUUAUUAAGGUAUGGUCAAAUAUGUUAGAAAAGUUUGUCGUUGAUUAGGAAUUGAUAUUGAUAUUCGGACAAUUUAAAUAAACUGUUACAUGUAUUUCUAACUGAAUUUAUUUGAUCAAAGUUGUUUACGCAUUCCUCUUCAAAAAUUGAUUUCUUGCGACGAUUUGAUUGACGAAAGACUGUUAUUCAGUGGAUGUAUUAAAUGUUCCAUAAAUAUUAAACGUUGCCUCAAAUUUGUAACGAUACUCUUAUAUUACAAAAGCAUUUAAUCAUUUCUUAAUAGAUGCAUUGAAUGGUUAAUACAUUCAUAACUUUAUUUUGAGUUUUAACUGCCAGACCAUAAAUGUACAACUAAAUCGAUACAAUGUAAAUAUAAUGCCAUUUAGCAAUUUCUGAAAAAAGUGAACACUGAAAAUCCAUUGAAACAUAAUAUGCUUUAUAUUGUUUUAACUAGCCUGUAGUAUAGCUGUUAAUAAAAAGUAUAAAGGGAAAAUUGUACUUGAAAACAUUGAGUGAAUCACCAUUGAACCUUCAAGUGUACAGGAAAUCAUUGAAUCAAGCGAGAGCUUUUGUAUAAAUGAACUAGUCUAUAAAAAUAUGAUUACGGUACUACAAGAUUGUUAAACAUUUAUUGAAAAUGAUUAUCACAUUGGUUAUAAACGCUAUUAAAUUGAAAUAACAAAAUGAUAAUGCAAGAUAGUUGGAAAGCUCUUAUACAUAAAUAUAUAAGUACAAGAACAAAAUACACUAUAUCAAAGUACACUCAUUAGGUAUGUACAUACGUGCUAUUUUAAAAGUGAUUUAAAUAUCGAACAAACCUACUGUCAUUUCAAGAUAAAUUCACAACUGAAGCAUUAGAUUGUCACUUUGUAUUCAAUAAAUAAAAUAAAAGUUACUUUUCGC